CCUCUUCACUUGGGUCCGGACCGGCUGCAGGGCAGGAUUUGCAUAUAAAUAUCUCAUACACGUGCGGACACUUCCAGUAGUAGGAGGGUAGUUGUAGCGUGUAAAACGAGUGUCCACCACCCGAAGGCGGACCCGUCUCAUCAGCUAACAGUGUGAUAAUUGUGAAACUUAAAGUGAUAACAAGUGGAAACUAGAACAAAAGCACAAUGAAAGUGAUAAUUGUGAUAAGUGCGCUGUUGGUGUGUGUUUAUGGUGCGCCGCAAGGGUUCGAUCCGGAACCGAUACCGAUCAUCCGGCAGGAGCAGGAGGUCAACCCGGAUGGGACGUACCGCUGGAACUAUGAAACCGGCAAUGGAAUCGUAGCGGAGGAGCAGGGCUUUCUGAAGAAUGCCGGUUCUGAGCAGGAAGCACAGGUUGCCCAGGGCGAGUACUCGUACACGGCGCCCGACGGCCAGCUGAUCCGGGUGCAGUACAUCGCCGACGAGAAUGGCUUCCAGCCCAUCGGCGACCAUCUUCCCACGCCGCCCCCGAUCCCACCGGCAAUCCAGCGCGCGCUCGAGUAUCUGGCCGCGCACCCACCCAGCGAUGACCCCUCGCGGAGGUUCUAGAAGGAAGAGUCGAAGCCAUUAGCCCACCGUCACGAAUUGUGUCCUUUAUUUUGUGCUGUUUUUAGAUGUUUUUUUCUAUAUUUUAUGUCUUGUUUUGUGCUAUUAAAGAUUUCAACCUUUUUCACUGCAAAUUAUAAGGUAUCAGUUUUGCAGAUCUUGUAGGCUCUGCAGGCGUUAGAGUAUUGUGAGUUAUGUUCCAAAAAGCUGCGAUAAUAAAAAAAGCGAGUUUAAAUUCUUGAA
This is a messenger RNA of Culex quinquefasciatus (southern house mosquito), 848 nucleotides long. Its product is annotated as endocuticle structural glycoprotein ABD-4. Gene Ontology annotation, molecular function: structural constituent of chitin-based larval cuticle. The transcript is spliced from 3 exons. The record is from RefSeq and is a predicted model, not a curated record. Bases 207 to 608 code for a protein of 133 amino acids. NCBI's taxonomy places the organism in Eukaryota, Metazoa, Arthropoda, Insecta, Diptera, Culicidae. Gene Ontology annotation, cellular component: chitin-based extracellular matrix.